Molecule: messenger RNA, 219 nt
Organism: Linum trigynum
Lineage: Eukaryota; Viridiplantae; Streptophyta; Magnoliopsida; Malpighiales; Linaceae
Source: the annotation of a GenBank genome assembly
AUGCCCGGCGCCAUUGAUGCAACCUGGAUCACCUCACAAGACAUCCAUCGAGUUCGAGGAAUAUACAACGAUCUUGGUCCGAAGAUGAAGGCUUUAGAGGCUCGAGAACGCAAAGAGAAGAGUCCAAUUAACCAAGAGAUGCUCGACAUAGGAGUUGGAGCUGACCAAGAGGUCAAUGUAAUCCACGUCCAAGAGAUCAAUGUUAUGCCUACGGACUGA